UAAACGAGGUGCAUUGAUAGUGUUUGAAGGCUGUGACCGCGCUGGAAAAUCUACGCAAACAGAAAAACUUGUUAAAUAUUUAAAUGAACAUGGAUUCACAGCGGUCAAAGGGAAAUUUCCAGCUUCAUAUAUUGGUUUACCAUCACCAGAUAUUGUCUUUUUCAUGGAUGUGCCGUUGGAAGAGACUGAAAAAAGGGAUGGAUUUGGUAGUGAAAGGCUUGACAAAAGUGAGAUUCAAGUAAAGGCAAGAAAUGUAUAUUUAUCAUUGACAGGCCCAGAAUGGAAGAUAUUAGAUGGUCGACAAUCAAUUGAUGAACUUCAUGAAAAAAUUGUAAACAUGUCCCUAGAAGUAGUUCAAAAAUGCGGUGUCAUACCAAUACAAGAUUUGUGGAAAAAUUCUUAA
This is a messenger RNA of Racocetra fulgida, 403 nucleotides long. NCBI's taxonomy places the organism in Eukaryota, Fungi, Glomeromycota, Glomeromycetes, Diversisporales, Gigasporaceae. The record is from the annotation of a GenBank genome assembly.